Molecule: messenger RNA, 945 nt
Organism: Aureococcus anophagefferens
Lineage: Eukaryota; Pelagophyceae; Pelagomonadales; Pelagomonadaceae
Exons: 2
Coding region: 1-945 (314 amino acids)
Biological process (GO): retrograde vesicle-mediated transport, Golgi to endoplasmic reticulum; intra-Golgi vesicle-mediated transport; endoplasmic reticulum to Golgi vesicle-mediated transport
Cellular component (GO): COPI vesicle coat
Molecular function (GO): protein binding; structural molecule activity
Source: RefSeq, a predicted model, not a curated record
AUGGCCGAGCCCGACGAGCUCUACACGCUGCGGAACCGGUUCUGGCUCGGCAACUUCAGCAUGGCCAUCGCCGAGGGGAACCAGCUGUCGCGCCUGAGCGACGUGCUCGCCGUCGAGCGCGACGAGUUCGUCUACCGGUCCUACAUCGGGUUGGGCCAGUACGGCCUCGUCAUCGGCGAGGUCAACGAGGAGAGCGCCAUGCCGCUCCAGGCCGUCAAGCUCUUGGCGCAGUACCUCGAGGACCCGGCGUCGACCAAGGACAUGGUCAUCAUGACCCUGGGCGAGUGGCUCGGCGACGCGGCGUCCAAGGACCACCCCACGGUGCAGCUCGUCGCGGCCCUCGUCUACGAGAAGGAGGAUUUGAUGAAGGAGGCCUUCACGGCCAUCCGCCACGGCCAGACGAUGGAGCAACUGGCGCUCUGGGCGCAGUUCUGCCUCAAGAUCCACCGCCUGGACCUGGCCCAGGCCCACCUCAAGAAGCUGAGCGACGCCGACGAGGACGCGACGCUGACGCAGCUCGUGAGCGGCUGGGUGAACCUGGCGACGGGCGGCGAGAAGUACAAGGAGGCGGCCUACGCGUUCGAGGAAUUGAUCGACAAGUUCGAGGCCACGCUGAGCCUCCUCAACAGCCUCGCCGUGUGCAAGAUGCACCUCCGCGAGUGGGACGAGGCGGAGAAGCUGUUGCUCCAGGCCCAGUCGAAGAACGUCAACGACGCCGACACGCUCAUCAACAUGGUCACGUGCUACGCGCACAUGGGCAAGGACGAGCAGCGGCUCCAGAAGCAGAUGUACGGCCAGCACCCGAACCACCCCUACACGCUCAAGAUGAAGAAGGCCGAGGCCGAGUUCGACGUCCUCGCGAAGAAGUACGCCGACGAGGCCGGCAUCGACCCGGACGACCCGCACGGCAACGGCAACGACCCCCAGCGCAAGCCGAAGGCGUGA